Molecule: messenger RNA, 17354 nt
Organism: Xyrichtys novacula (pearly razorfish)
Lineage: Eukaryota; Metazoa; Chordata; Actinopteri; Labriformes; Labridae
Source: the annotation of a GenBank genome assembly
GCACAGGUGUAGCUCCAACCUGUGGAGUGGGUUCUCCGGACUGUGCGUGACAAACGGGACAGGUUUCUGUUUGACUAAUGCUCGGUUUAUUUUCUCUUUUCAGAGUUAGCUUAAGUCACUUUGAGUCUCUCCGUUUGUUUGUUUACUCGGACUUUCUCCGCUCCGUCUCUCCUCCAGCUGCUGAACACCUCAGUUUGCUCCCAGUAUGCAGUUUCUAACCUGCACUAACUUAUAUUCAGCACGUAUUAGUUGACAGCAGUGUUGUGUUUAAUUUUGGGGGCAUUUAAUGAGAGAUUUGGAGGAUACACACCUGUUGCACCCGCCUGCAUGCAGACCCCCAGUGGACUUGAUCCAGAAACCGAGGAUGAAAGCCUGAAAAAAACCAACAAAUUCAAGAAAAAUUGAAAGAAGUUCAAUCAGACCAGCUUUAAACUCUGGACUCAAGAUGGAGCGGAUCGAGCAAAGUGCGAAGUGUUUCCCUCUGCUUUUACUAAUUGGUGAGUUUCCAGUUACAUGAAUUUACAUGACAAUUCACUGUUUGAUAAAACAGCCUAACUUACUGUCACUGUGAGACCCUUACAGCGCCUUUGGGUGCUACUUCUUUAAGCUGUGAUGAUCAAAAUGUCAAAAACUGAGUGUAAUUUGAAUUUUAACCUCAUUAUGAUGCUUGAAAACAGUCAUUAAUGAUAGCUUCUGUUUAAAUACUGUUGUCUGCACCUAAACUACAUGACCCAGAGUAUGUGGACACCCCUGAUUUCUAAUCCACAUGUUGUCCCCAGAGACAAAAGUGUACUUUUAUACCACUCUUAUAUCCCUCUGUCUUCUAUAGCAGUAUGAUCACCCUCUGUUCUCAAAAGUAUGUGGACACUCCUGAUGGAAAGUAAACAUCAGUGUAUUUUUAUUUGCACGGUGGACAAAUGGCUAAACAUUUCAGGUGUUGUUCAACUUUUACACACUACACUCUUCAGCCACAGGUAGUCCAGACUCCAGAGUGUGUAUUCUUGAAUCUCAGGUGAUCAUGAGUGCUUUUAAAGGCUCCUUUCUUCCUGCAAAUGGAAAGCUAAGUGCUGCAGUCGACCUCUGAAGCCAAAGUAUGUGAACACUUAGGAUCCUGUGCAUGUGUCUCAUUGUCUCAAUGUGUGUGUGUCACUCGUCAAAGUACCGGCUGUUAUGGCUGUUGAGUUUUGGACGACCAGGUGCAUUGUUACACCUGUCUUCGUCAGUUUUGUCAUGAUUUGAUCCAGCAAAGAGAAACUAGAUACUUGUCCUGCCUGUAAUUGCGCGAUCUUGGCAAAAGUCAGUGGACAAUCCUGAUUUUGUUCAUGUGUGCUCGUGUAUUUUCUUUGUUUUUAUUUAUUUAAAUCCAAUUAUUCAAAGGCCCACAUGUCUGGUCGAUCGUUUUACGACACCUUGAAGCAUUUUAUUCAAUAAAGGAAAGACCUUAACAAAUCUGAAUUGUUGGGUUUAUCUAAGAAAGGACCAUUUUCUUGCACACAAAACCUUCUGCAUAAAAGAAAUGUUAUCUCUGGUUAUGUGUGAAGAGCAUGCACACAGUCCAGACCCCUCUUACACACCUUUGCGUACUGAAAAAAUAUCAACAAAUUGAGCUGAAUUUGACACAUUUUUGCAUCCAUGGUCAGAAAUUUUGUGGAAGUUGCAGAUGCUUUAAGAAACAAGAAGUUCAGGCUGUACAGACUUUAAGCUGUCCACAUCCUUUUGACCCCACGGCAGGUCUGUUUGUCCCUGCAGGUGUGGAGGAGGAAGAAACAGCAUAACAGAAUGCAGCUCCGUCGCAUUCUUACUUUGUCGUGAACGUGAAUCACGACUUGUUGCCCAACCUGCGUCUUCCUGUUUUUUUGUGACUAAUUCUGCCGCUGCUUUUGUUUCCUUCCUCGGUGGAGAUUAAACUCUCGACAAAACUGGAGCAGUCUGAUGCUCCAAUUAAAAGAGCAAACGCGUGUUUCAGACUGUUAUUUUUCCUCCUCCACCUGUAACCACAGGCAUGAUUGAGUUACUGUCGUCCUGAGUGAACAGGAAAAGCUUGUAUGGCGGCCUUGUGACGCUCAGGUGAACCCGUGUUUGUCUUAAGUGUGUGUGAAGUGUUUAACUCUUUCUAUUUGGUGUUUGUCUCUCUAAACUCACUCUCUCUCUCUUCUGUCUUUCUCUUUUUCCUCUCAAACUCCCCUUCUCCCUCGGUCCCUCUGCUUAUUUAGGUCACUAUCACUGUGGCUCUUUGUCACUGAAAGUAAACCCCUGUCUUCUCUAUCUUUGUGUCCUUGCUUUGACGGCGUCCGAUUCUCAUCUGUGGGAGCCCGGCCUGAAGUCUAAUCAUUGAUGAAGCUCAUGAAUCAGUAACCAUGAAGGAAAAAAAACGGUGUUAACCCCAGAUACCAAAGGGCAAAUGUUUAGUUUUUCCUCUUACGACCUUUUCACUCAUGUUUGCGCGUCUGUCCCACGCUGGGUCGAGGACUUUUCCACCAGGUGUGAUAAAAGUACACUCAGUCUUAGUCAUUCCAGUCGGCACUGAUGAUUGAGCGAAGGCGGCUCACUGAUUUGAGGCCGUAAAAAAAGACAAAAUAAACACGUGGAACUUGAGCUCUAAUAAAAAUCAUCUCAUCACGCCCUCAUGCCGAUAUUCUUUUUACGAUAAGUCACACUUAAAGCCCACUGUAAUGCUGCUAAUGUCCCCUGAAACUUGACAUAGAUGGGGAUGGACGUGCAAGAAGAGCAAGGAGUUAUCAAGCUAGUCCCUCAUCUCAAAAUACAACACCACUGUAUCUAUGUUGAACAUGUCAUGCACCAGUGUUACAGACUGUCAGGCAGCCACAGGUGGAGAGAGGAGAGCAGGGAGAGGAGCAGGAGGAGGCAGGAGUGUUUAUUUGUGCGCGCCUGAAAAGCCAAAGGACAGAAUGAGCACGAAGAGAGAGGCUGUACGAUCACAAACGUGCAUGAGCAUCAAUGAGACAGUGUAAUAAAAGUCAAGCACAAGUCUUGACGUUAUACAGAUGGAGACGAUUAAAUCGGCCAAUUUUAGCCCGUUUGAGACUAAUCGCAAUCAGCCAAAACUCGCCGAUUUUCGCUGAUAUUUUCAGAAAUAAAAUGAGGAGAAUAAGAUUCGGUUUCACUUUGAAAAUGUUCUGCCAUUCGAAAAGAUCCCCCGACUUAUCCUGUAGAUGGCACAGCGACCUCAUGACAAUCUUCAUCCACUAACUACCUCACAGCACAGCAGAGUGACGAUCUGAAGCAGGCAGCUCAGUAGUUGAAAACGCUUUUCUGGUCCGAGUUUGAUCAGUCGGUCUUCCCGUCAGCAUGAAGAGCAGUAACCUAAAGUAUAUCUACAGUAUAUAUAUAUUUUAUAUAACUCCAUAUCGGUCGGGCCCUAGUUUUCAAUGAUGCAGUUAAAAAAUAUGUUACUACAAGAGAAAUCUGACAUUUGAUUUAGUCAGUUUUAAAACUAAAAUUCAGCCAAAACUCUUUAAGUGAAGUGAAGAAGUGAUUCAGUAAAAGCCUUAUUCGUAUAAUCUAUUAAACAUUUAUAUCAGAGCACAGGUAGACAAAAGGUUUAUGCACCCCACACCACACCCCACACAUGCAGAUGGCCUCAGUUUGAUCCCACCCUGUGUCCUCUGUUCUGCAUCUCCCCCCAUGCUCUCUCUCUCCUGUUUUCUGUUCUACUGUUUUCUUUGAGAGUUUUUAAGUUUUAAAGGUACAAAAAUAAUCUGAAAAUUACAACCAAAUCCUUUCCAGUUUUAAAAAACCUGAUAUAACUCCAUCUCUUGAUUUAAAUUCCCCGAUAAAGCAUCAAAUCUCUCCUCUUGCUCUUUCUCGGCACGUUUCUCCACCAUAAAAGACAGAUUUCUGCUUUCAAAGAAAGUAUUAGAGCACUAUUGUUAAAACUGUUAGUGGUAUCAGCCUGCAGCGUGAACCUUUGUGUGUCUGUGUCAACACACAAGCAGGACAGGAUAGUCGGAGCGGUGUCUGCCCGUAGGUGAGAAUGUUAUUGUCUGUCUGCAAACAAACCUGUCUGGAGUUUACUAAACUGCUGGCCUGAUGCAUCGUGGGAUGAGGUUAAGUCCUGUCGGAUAUGAAACAAUAUGAGGAGAGUGAAAACGGUAAAAAAGAGCUGUUUGGAAGUGAAUAGAGAGAAUAAAAUCUGAUAUCAUGUCUGUAAACAUGACAUCUAUAAUCACUGACAUUUAAAAAUAUAGAUCAACAACAGUUUAGGGUGUUUUGUUUAUGGCCUUGAUUGAUUAAAAUAGUGCGUGGUGUCCCCCAGGGCUCUACCCGAGGACCACUGUAAUUUACAAUUUAUAUCAACAGUAUUGGUCAUCAUGUAUAGGUCAUCUAUGUGACUUACAAGAUACUUUGGACACCUUUUAUGAGUUGAAUUCUGAUAAACCAAGGCUCAUAAUGCUGCUUCUUCGAUGUUCCUGGUUUAUUGUGGUGAUGUUUUAUAAAUGCAUGCAUCAUCUUGAUGCCUUCACUCUCUGGAUUCUGUUUACCUUGGAGCUCUGAGGUUCAUUUAGACCAAAACACUGUACGCUCCAGUUGUUCAGCCUCUGCUGUCUACCCACAAACUAGAAUGCUACCAAAACCUAGUUUAGAUUUACGUGUGGAUAUGUUCCUGUACGAUUGAUAAAUAAUCAUGAUAAUGACAAUCAGUCAACCGUCUCCCUCUCUCUUCCUCCCUUUCCUCAGCUGUAAGUGUGCAGAGUGUGUUUGUGGAGCCUCCUAAACCCGUCACCUCCUUGCGCUCCAUGGCUGAGAGUCAGACCAGACUUCCCUGUCGCUACCAGGUGCAGGUCGGGGAGAAGGUGGUGCAGGUCACAUGGUACAAGGAGCUCCCAGGCGGCAGCAAAGAGCAGAUCAUCACAGCUCACUUUACAGACGGGCACACAGGUGAGCUGCAGUUAUAUAAGCCAGAACAUGGCAUCAAUACUGCUGUAGUUAACAGAUUAAAGAUGCAAUUUCACGUCUUCAUACUUUACAAUUAAAAGAGCUUAAAGUCAAACAGUCGUUUAUAUUCAUGCAGAGAAUGAGCGUCAGAACCAAACGUCACCGGUCACACCUUUCAUUCAUCUAAUUAUUAUUACGUCAGAUGACAAAGCGAUCAAGGCCUGGUCAUAUUUUGGUUUGCUUUCUUUUUUAUUUCUACUUUAUUUAUCUCAAACUUUAAGAACAACAAAAAAAAAAACAAGAAACAAAAACACCAAACAAAAUAAUACAUAUGUAGACCAAACAACUUGCAUGUCAAAGAUAAAUUAACACAACAUAUGUAUGUCAAAGUAAACAGUUCGAGAAGGAACAGAAUGAAGGAUUUUUUUUUGUUAGUUUACUUAUAUAAAUCUUUUAAUACUUCUAUAGUUGGUUUAAAUAUUUUUAUGUUAUUAUACAUGUUACUUUCAAACCUUUAUUUCAGCUCUUCAACAAUGACAAAUACAUAUUAUUGAACAUGGGGUAGCUACGUUCAUUUAAGAGGAAUCAAGACUUUGCAAAAGAAAGAAAAGAAAAACCAAAAUUCAUAGUCAGGUACAAAAAUACAUAAGUUACAAUGUGAAUUAGGACAUGGGGAUCAUACAUUCAUGACAUAUCAUAGAGAGGACCUCAAGGCUUCGUAGGAAGUCAUAGUUUGAAUCACUUUCUUAGUCCAGUUAGUGUUUUAAAUAAAUCUUCAUUUCAUUUUUAAAAUGGUGGAUAUUUAGUUUCUUUUUAGACCAUUUACAUUUGUAAAUAUAAAAUUUUCCAUACAAAGUAAAAAGGUUUAACAAAGAAAUAUGACUCCGGUCCAUGUUCUUGUUUUCAAAAUAAAUAAAUAGUAUCUCUCUUUUGCAGGUUUAUCUUACAUCCAGACGAUUCAGAUAAACUUUCAAUCUCAAUCAAAAAAAAUUUAACAUGCAUACAGUCAAAAAAUAAUGUACAAUUAUUUCUUUUUCAACGGUACAAAAUACACGAGAGUCCAAGAUAUCAGAUCAAUAUUUUUUAAGGAAGUGGUUAGUUGGAUAGAUUAAGUGAAUCAUUUUAAAAUAAACCUCAGUUACUUUAUUGUUGAUCAAAUAUAUUUUCUGUUAAAUCCAUACAUUCCAUCAGAAAGACCAUUCUAAAAACUUUUGGCACAUAUUUUGGUUCAUGGCAACUCUACAGCGUGUUAAAAUGACGUCACAGCUCAGGCCUGUGCAGCUCUGUAUUGGAGUUAUUCACCUGAGUUUGAGCGUCACUGGAUAAAUGCUGCUUUGUUUCUUUCCUGCUGCGUCAUAACAUAUGACCCUGAGCUAAUUAUUUUCCCGUCUUUGUUUUGUGGUUAAAAGUGUAAUUCAUGUGUGUAGAUUUGUGAGGGAUAAUGGCUUUCUUUGCUUUGUUGUGUCAGAGUUUGGGCGUUACUCCGGCCGGGUGAGGUUCGAGGGCGGGAGGCCCACAGAGAACUCGGCUCUGCUCAUCCCCAGCACCGAGCAGUCGGACGAGGGGAGCUACACCUGCCACAUCUCCACCUUCCCCAACGGGAACUUUGAGCGACAGAUCACGCUCACCGUCUGGAGUAAGAGUUCUGCUUCUUCCUUCUCGUACACACCUUCUUAAUCCUGUCAGAGCUGCAGUAAUGAUGUCUAGACUGUAAUCAUCUCCAUUGAAGGCACUGCCAACCAGGGGGUGAGCUGCAGGUUUGCCGACGUGGCCAUGAACACUCAGUAAUGGGGGUAUUUUAGGGUUUUAGAGUGAAAAAGGGGGCCUCAGAGCAGUUUUGAUGCAGCAGCAGGUAACACAAAAUCAUCAACAAAAAGAUGAUUUCCCAGCAUGCAUGAGGCGUUUUGGUGAUGCAGUGGUAAGAUAACAUCACAGCUGUCAAACUCCUGAGCUGAUUUAUGUCAAAGCAGCAGGUGCAGCAAACAGUUUCAAGCCACAAGUUUACCAAUUUUUGAUGCAUUACAAUUACAUUUCAUCUCUUUUGCAAAAGAAUCACUGAUUUGCACCCAAGCCCUCGAUCCUGAGACUUCCUGAGUACUUCUGGAGAAAUGCCCUUGCAGUUAAACAAGUCUGUUCAGUUACGACUCUCUUUUAGAUUUCUCGUGAAUCUCAAAGCAGUAAAUUCAUUUGUGCAAAACCACAGAUAAAUAUGCAUCAGACGAGAUGUUCUGCAACUUUCCCCGAGUUUCUGCUCGACCUGAAAUUUCAAGUGAGCUCUUCCUCUGUGGAAAGCGUCCAAAAAAACCUUAACCACUCCUGUUUCCAAAACAGAUCAAAUAUGUCAAAUCUUCAUCCUGACUUGUGAAUUGUGUCACCAUCUCGUUGUUACCAUAAAAGUAACUGUGAGAAAGUCGUUCCCGAUGAAUCUCUCCUGCUGUUAACCUGCAAUCAUGCUCUCCGGUCUUAAUGACUUAUCACUUUGCUCCCAUUCAUCAGUUGGUGACAGUUCGGCUUGUCCCAACACGCCUCGGAUCAGAGCGAGUCAACAGAAAAACACUAACUGACAACCUCCAGCUCGGAGUUGUCUCUGUACGAGUGGAUCUCAGACUUUCUCACAUGAUUGUAAUGAAGGAGAGCUGAGCCUGCAGGACCCUUGAGGGGAAAAAAGUGAGACACGGCUGCUCAAAGUAAACAUAAACUAUAUUUUUUUACACCGUUCCUUCUGUGGGAAGUUGUGUAAACUCUUAAGUGAGAUGUGAUGGAACAGAAAACCAAUGUGGCGCCCUCUCUGUGAGAUCCAGAGAUCACCUGUCAGUCAAACGCUCAUGAGGUCAUGUCUUUCUGGAGUUUCUGUUUAUGAAGAUUUAACUUUUAAGACCUUUUCCUGCUAACGCUAACUACCUGUUUGGUCCUUAAUAAUCCAAAACAUCAGCGGAAAGACUCAGUAAGCUCUGAGAGCGUUUACAGCGCCGGAGGACGUGAUGACCGGGGUGUGAAUCAGAAUCGUGUUGAACCAGUUGAAGACAGAAGAAAAUGACACAUCAGGUUUUUACGUGUUUUGUAAGAUCGUUGUCUUCUUCCACAAAUUGUGACUUCAUGACAAAUUUCUGGUUGGAAAUCUGUCCCCUUCAAUCCCUCCAUCAAAACUCUCAGAGUAAUUGUUGAAUAAUUGUUGAAUUAUGACGACUCUUGCUCAGACUUGUCUCUGACGCACAAUGACAACGACGGAAACAAUAACUUUCCUCUUAGAUAACUUCACAUGGAGUCAAAUCGGUUUAAGGCAGGCUUAAAGCGGUAUUAAUUAAACCUUAAUUCACUAAUAGAGCCUAAUUAUAGGGGAGUUUCAUAACAUAAGAGGUUUGGAUCAUUGUCUUUAAUGCUAAUCCUUUUUUGUUUUGGUUUUGAUAAAAGAUCACAUGAUGACAAGAUGAUAAAGAAACUCUUUGAGGACAUUUACACGGAUCAGAACCUGCUCCAACACAAAUCCACAGUUUAACAUCAUACAGACAGAAAUAGUCUAAAUAAAGUGAUAUUUAUACUCAGAAUAAACAAAAUGUAAGGAUUAAAACUCUGCUGUAACCCUAGAAAACAAUCGGAAGCUGCUGAUAUUAACUCCUAUUUACUGAAGUCCUGAAAACCAGUUCUGAUAACAUCGCCUUGUCUCGAAUGUUCUCAGCCCAGACUCAGAUUUUAAGCCGAGAAACUUUCCAGUUUUAUGAGAGGAAUGUGAAAACAGCUCUGAAGUGUCAAACUGGAUCAAUCAGAGGAGUAAAUGACAAACAUCAAAGUGCGGUCACAUUGAGGGAAACACAUUUUUGAGUGAAAGGAGAGUUUAAAUCUUUAACUCCACUGAGCGUUUGUAACCCUAAACUCUUCUCCUCCUCCGUCAGUUUUACCCAUCUCCUCUCUGGAGCCCGUCAUCCUGGUGGAGGGUCAGUCCUUCCGUUUGGCCGCCUCUUGCCGAGCUGUGGGCCGCCCGUCUCCCCGCCUCGCCUGGGACACAGACCUGCCGGGUCAAUCCACGAACCGCUCCAAUGUGGGCGGGUCGGUGUCCAGCUACUACUCCCUGCACCCUCUGCGCAGCAUGAACGGGAAGAAGCUGGACUGUUUGGUUUGGCACCCCGGCCUGGAUCAGCCGCGUAGGAUCUCCAACUGGCUGGUGGUUCAUUGUGAGUACAGAGACCGAAGCAGACUAAAAGAGGAGCUACUUUGAAAUAGUUGUGUCGGAAUAAGUGAAAGUAAAAGUAAAAGUUUCUCCUAGAUAUUCUGCACUUCUUGAGCAACCUUAACAACUUCUUAACUCUUUUUUUCCUCCAUUUGCAUUUUUUAUUGUCUUUUUUUAGAAACUUCCACAGCAGCAAGUUUAACUCCUUAUAUUUACAAACUUUUAGAGAAAUGUUGACUUGUGUGAACACAAUCAACAUUUUCCCCUCUUGGCUCUCGGCAAACUGUUUUAGCUCCUCCUUUUUUAGUCUUACUUCAAUCAAUGACUUUUAUUUCCCCCUCUAGAUAUUUGCACAGCGUAACCUUACUUGUGGGAAAAACUAAAUGGGUGACAGUCGACUAAACAUUAGACAGUACUGACAGGUUUGGGAAAGUUCAGGAGUGAUGAGGCUUCCUCUAACGUCGCUGGUGGUGCAGACAGGGAGAAGAAAAGCUCAGUGUUUAAAGGGGAAAACCAGCUCUUUGUGCAGACGAGUAAACAGCAUAAUUGGAGUCAAGUCACACGUUUUUGAAAAAUUCAUAAAACUGGACUCUCAACUUCAGUUUGAUUCAAGCAAAAAGACUUUUGAUUCUCAAAUGCCGAAAUUUAAAAAAAAUCCUGUAUCAUGAUAACUGACAGAAACCCAACUUAAUUUUUGAAUCAGUCUUGCGGCUGGUUUCAUGUCCUGAGCAGGAGGAAGGAGAUCCUCCUGUUAGAUUAGAUCAGCGGCCGAUAAAAACUGAUAAAACAACAAAUCAGUGUAUAAACAGAUACUUCUUAAUCCUCUUGUGUGACAUGUUUAUUUUAUGAAGCAGUAUUUUCUAAACUUGAAAAUGUCCUGGACAAACUUGAAAUCGAUCAAUAAGAUUGGACUUCACAUUGAGGCUCCUGUGAGGAGUUUUUAUGUUGAUAAAAUAAACUAAAACUUAUUUUAAAACAUUUUUAUGAAGCACAAAAGCAAAAAAACCAUCAACAGCAAGAUUGAAAAUUUCAAAAUAUUCUCAAUAAAUGAUGCAUUUGACUCUUAAGAGUCUGCAGGAUAUGAUUUUUUAUUUUUAUUUUUUUUGUAAUUGGAUAAGAAAAGAAAAAACAGCUUUGUCCACAGGGGGCGCCAAAGAUGACACAAACAGAAAGUCUCUUACAGAAGUUUAAACUCUGACCAUCCCCUGAGACUAAAAUUUAGUGUUUUCAACAUUUUAUAUGCAGAAAAUUAAAAUGAAACAUUGGCAAAUGUAAAAUGAUAAUGCAAUGUAAAACAUAAUUACUUUUUUAUAUACAUUUAAAUAUUUACAGCAAAAAAACGAGAAGAGAGUCAGUGCUCUUCGUCAUAAACUGACUGAUCCUGUAAAAUUCCAUUAAAUUUAAUUAGUGAAAAACUAAUUACAUAUCCAAUCUCAAAGUAUGUCAAAGUUUGACAUCUCAACUAAACUUUAGGACUUGCAGAAAAUGUUAAAGUUUGAGUGUUCAGCGUAUAAAAAUCUGUUAGUUUCUGAAGCAGCGUCAUAUUUGUCUAAUUCGAGAUAAAAUCAGCUCUGCUCAUGCCUCUGUUUCUGUGUCAGACCCUCCAGAUGCCACUAUCACUUCCGGUACAGACGACUGGUUUGCUGGUUUGGAGAAAGCGGAGCUGGUGUGCAGGACUGGAGGAAACCCCAAACCUGAUAACAUCACCUGGACAUGGUACUAUCAUCAGCCUGUCUGCUGCUCACACACAUAUCUAUAGUCUGAAUCUGUCUUCACCCGACAAUUACAUGUUAAUUCAGCGUGCUGCAACACAAUCUGUGCUGUUAAACUGUUCUUUACAUGGCAGAGGAAUGUGUCUCCAAACAUAAAUAGGCCACGGUUAACACCUACACACACAGACUACACACCUGUGAGCAACAAAGACGUGUGCUCGAAUCUAAAGGAGGAUGCUUUUCUCCCUCGGCUCGAUUCACAGCAGAAUAAAAGCUCAGGUGUCGUGUUGCCGUAUUUAAAGUUAGUGAGAGGAAUAUUCUCACAGUGGAGAGGGUGUAUGCGACACGAGGAAGAGCAGGAGACAAAUGCUAAGCACUUAAUCAUAGAGCCAUGCUUUAAAUAUCACUGUAAUGCCUGCUAAAACACAGGGUCUGUACUUUAAUUAGAGACACCGCAGCAGCCAUUACAGCUGCGACUGAACACACAAUGAUCCAAUAUUGUGAGCCGAGUGAAAAAUGUUUCACACAUGAGACAAUCCGGACAAUAUUAAGAUUAUCUGGAUUAAACCUUUUCAACUCCACAGACCUUUCGGCGCAUACAUCGGUACAAACUUGUACUGUUUAGACAAGAUUAAAAGAGGAUUAUUUUAAUGCUGCAAGAGAAAUGUAUUACCGUUCAAGCAAAUAUGGAGGGUUGAGGAAGCUGCUUUAAACCACAGCUUUACGACUAUAGAACCAUUUACUUUACACUGAAUGGAAGUUAAACCACAGGAUGAGAUAUGAUAUGAUAAGAUAUAUGAUAUGAUAGGACUCUAUAUGAUGCACUAUGAUAGGAAACAUUCAUACAAUAUGCAAUGAUAGAAAAUAUGCUCAUACAGUUGGAUUUGAUAUGAUAUAAUGUGGUACACUAUAACACUCUGUAAUACCAAAAACUACGAUAAGGUUUGAAAGGAAAGAUUUGACCCAUACAACAUGAGUGACUGUGGCAAGGAAAUAUGAUAUGAUAUGGUAUGAUAUUACGUGGUAUGAUUUGAUAUGAUACACAAAAAUAUGACACAAUACAUCACAUAAUAUGAUACAAUAAGACAGGACAUGUAAUGAUAUAAUACACUAUGAUACGUCACGAUAUGUUAUGUUAGGUCACAAACAUCACAAUAUGUCACGUCAUGAUAUGACACGAUACACCAUGAUACAAAAAUGCCACAAUACGUCACAUUACGUCACAACAUGAUAAGAUAAGUCACUUCAUAUCAUGACAUGAUACGAUAUGAUAUGAUACGCCACGAUAUGUUAUGUUAGGUCACAAACAUCACAAUAUGUCACGUCAUGAUAUGACACGAUACACCAUGAUACAAAAAUGCCACAAUAUGUCUCAUGACGUCACAACAUGAUAAGAUAAGUCACAUCAUAUCACGACAUGACAUGAUAUGAUCUGUCAUGACACCACACCACACCACAUGAUACCCUAUGAGACAGUAUGUUGGGGGAAAUAUGCACAAACCACAUGAUAGGCUUUGUCAGAAAGUGAUAAGGUAGGAUAGGUGCAAAGAUUCAAAUGAUUAUAUUAAAUGAUAAAUGAUAGAUAUUAAACUACCUAAAAAAACAUGGUGAAUAAUCUGUAAGCAGAAUUAUCACAGUAAACAGCUUUAUCAGAGGUAACUCAUUCCUCCUCAGUGCUGUAAAUGUUAGUUUAAGACAAAGAUUAGAAACAGUCUGCUAAUCUAAUUCUGCUUUUACCUCCAACACUCUGCACUGACGGUCUUUUGUGGUGCUUAGAGCGGGUUGCAUGCAGGGAUGAUAAAAUACGCUGAAUUUUAAUGUAUGUGUUGUUUUUAAAAGAUUGUUCUAAGUGGCUAAUUUGACUAAAAGAGGACUAGUUUUGGUUUUCACAAACUAAAGAGUUUGAAUCUGCUUAGAGUUUCAGCCCUCUGCCCAAAGGUAACAAGAUAUCCCAACCUGCAACCUGUUUCAUUGAACCAGAACUCCUCGAAUCUUUUUGGCUGCUGAAGGUGGAUUACACGCCUCAUCUUUAUCGUUUUCAACCAUCUACUCUGUGUCAGAUCCGAUCUCCACCUGUGACUCUGUGAUAAAAGGCUGGUGAGAGGAGCUAGGUGGGGUUUUGGAGAGAAGAAAUCUGAGCCUGUUCCAGUUUUUAGGAGGGGGGAGUGAAGCUGGAGCUUAGAAAGCUGCUGCUGCAGCACAGUGAAACCAGGAGCAACAUGAGCCUCUCUGUGGACCUGAUCAGAAACUGGCGCUCCAUUAUGCAGCCUGUGAUUUCUUCAGCUGCACAGUGUGGGAUUCAGUAGCUGGAGUGGCUUAAAUCCUUGAAACCUGCUAUUUAUCGGGCCUUUUCAGAUCAAUGGGCGCCAACUCUGAGCUCAGCAGGUUUUGGUUUAGGCGCAGGUGAAUUGAUGGUUACACUACUCUGCGCUGAAUCUGAUCCUGUGAGGUGUUCAAUCCACCAGAAAACUUCUGUAAUUCAACACUUUCAUGACAUAUCGAUGUUCUCCCUGCUGUGACACUUGCACAGAAAUACUUUGACAUGGGUUUGCACUUUGUUUACUUCUUUUCUCAAUCUUUAAAAGUGACUCACGGCUUUUGUUUCGAACACUGACUCAUCCGUUUUGUAUUUAUUAACCUUUUGUCAACGUCUCUGACGCAUCGUUUCAAAUCAAUGCUGACGUUCACUUCUGAUCGUCUCACAGGAGAGGAGGAGCUCUGCCGGAUGGGGCGUAUGCGAGUGGAGAGAGGCUUGUGUUUGGGCGGGCCCUCCGCAUGAAUGACAGCGGGGUGUAUGAGUGUGUGGUCAGGAACGACGUGGGAGUGGGGAAAGCAGAGCACAUAUUGACAGUAACAGGUAAGCUGGGAUUGAGGAAUUUCAGCGCAGUGGGUGAUGAAAACGUGAAACUGAGCUGCUACUUGUUGGUGUUUUAGAGACAAAUCAUGAGACAAAAAAAAUCAGAAAAAUUCUCCUAUUGAGUUUGAGUUGUUGUACAUAUUUGCUGCCCCCUAGUGGCAAAUUAAAGACACAUACACAUGCUGUAAACUCAGUUUGGAUUAAGACUGCUGUGUGCAACUUUUUCAUCCUCCUUUCCUUUCCUCCAGGAACUCCUCGAAGUCCUCCCAUCGACAACCAGCUGCUCAUCAUCAUCGGAGCUGCAGCCGGAGCUUUGAUCAUGGUCCUGGUCAUUGUUGUCCUGCUGGUCAACCGGUACCACCGACACAGGAACAGGAAACUGGAGAGGGAGCUUAGUGAGAAAACGUACGCUUGUGUGCAUUUCUUUGAAACCCAAAAACUGAUCACGCUAGAAAUCCACUUGGAUCAAUUUCUAGAAAAAUCCUCUGAAUUCUCUGUCGUCUUUUUUUCCCCCCAGCGAGGAAAUGAACAGCUUCUCCAGACAAGCCUCCUUCAGGAGAGUCAACUCAGUGAGCACGGACUCCAGAGUGCCGGUACGAACACACACACAAACACACACUCACGCUGAGAACAAUCACCUGCAGAGUUUACUCACAGCCCCUCAGGUCGGGCGUAGCCGGGGUGGAGCCGCCGUGAUGAUUACAGGCUGCUGCAGCUUCAGAUAAACAACAUUCAGAGUCUGAGCUCAGUUAUCAUUAACGCUGCAUCGAGGUUGACUCAUUUUAUCGAUCUUUUGUGCUCUUCUUCUCUAACUUUCUCUCGCUCUGUGCAGGCCGAGGAUUACGCGACGAUGCUGAGGGUAGACAGCCGAAUGAAGAACAGUGAGAUGUCUCUGGUGAGUUUCUGACCCGAGGGUAAACCCCCCUCUCCCCCUAUCAAGUCUUUGCAAAAGAGGGGGGGGUCACACACACGGCCAGAAGGGAUGAAGAUAGUUAGAAAGAGUUCAUAAUAAGAUUCAGUACAAUAGAAUCAAUCAGAAUAGAUGUAACACACAGAGUUUUACUGAUCAGGUAACAUCAGGUAGGAUUUAAUCUAAGAACCUCCCUCCCCCCGUCUGUGUUAUUUUAUAUGUAAAUUGACGGCCAGUUCUUCAAUUGUUGAUGCCUCUUAAAGUUCCUGGGAGCUCUUUAAGGGGUAGAUCUUUUACCCUGGAACUAAAUCCAGACGCUUGUUCCUGUGGUCGCAGCAUGCAGAGUUCCUGGAGAAGGUCCUGGGGGAAAUUCCUGUGGUAAAAAGCACCUAAAGCCGCUGUCAGGAACUUUUUGUUUGUGGCGAUUUUGGCGCCCCCUGUGGACAAAGUGAUAGAAUACUUUAUUUCUUAUUCCUUUUUAUUACUAGGUGAUGCAGGACCGAUUAUGACAGGUGGUUGAUAACAUAUAUACAGUGCAAACAGACAAUAGAGACAAAGGAGGGAGAAAAAAAUAAUAAAGUAAUAAAAAUAAUGAUAAAUAACCAAAAUAAAAUAAUAAUAAGUAGGUAGGAUAGAAGACUUUUCUGAAGACUCUCUGCCUUGUUGCUAAUAGACUUGUUUAUUUCUGAAGGUUAUGUAAGCAUUCGUUUCAGAUGUUUCGCAACCUGUUAAAAUUUCGCUUCAGUGCCUUUAAUAGAUGCUAAUCACAUUUUUAGAGAUCUGGAGCAGACAAAGGCUUGUGCCCCUCCUUAGAUCACUGGUGACCCUCCAGGGGGCCCAGACCCAAGGUUGGAAACCAAUGGAAGAGGGGGAGGCUCGGUCUCAAGACACUUUUUGGUUUUUAAAGUUUAGGAGGCUGGUGUGUUUUCUCUGAUUUUUACCAGCUGUUAAAAUAAAUCUACGGAUCCAGGAAAUAAUGAGUUUGAACAACUUUGAAACUCUGACUAUCAAAGUAAUAAAAGAAGUACUUUUAAUCUAUAGCCGUGACAUUUUAUGAAUUAUAACAGCAAAUAAGAUCAACAUCAACACCACCGCGGUUUCUACUGUGUCAUUUUAAAGGGGGAGGUUUCAGGGACAGCUCAACUAUCAGGUUAUCUCUGCAAACACUUGUUAUCAGUGUUGUGACUGUUUGCCUCUCCUCCCCCGCCUGCAGGAGCGUCCCAUCUACAAAGGCAGCCAGUCCACUCUGGGCGGGAAGUGGGGGCCCGGAGGAGGGGUGGACGUGGACGAACUGGGGCGGCCCGUCGUCUGGGGCGACGGCAGGGAGAGCCUGAGAGGAGCAGAGAUGGACGGAGAGAAGGAGGAGCGCAGGAGGAGGGUGGAGUCAUACCUGAAGAGCAGCAACAUGUCGCUGGUAUGUGUCAGAGAUGAGGUCCAAGUGUCAGAUCUAGCAGUCAGAUUCUAGAUUGAAACGCUCCCCCGCUCGCCCCUUUGUUGGUGAAAGUCCAGAUUCCAGUUCUUCUUCAUGAGGAUUUUCUAUAUUCUGGUUGUUAUACACCAGUUCAAAAGUCCGAACACAUCAUAAACCGUUUCUACCAAGACUUUUGGAUCUUGCCCCCAGUUAAGUUUACACAAAAAAAGAGGUAUCAAAUGUAUCUAUAUCCGUUUCUACCAGGACUCAGGUCUGCCUUCUUCCCUGGUUCCCCUGAAGGCCCAGCAGGAGGACGGCGUCAGCCCCAGAGAGCCAGACCAGGGCCAGCCCACAGGGGGAGACCCUCCGCCUGAAGAGGGAUGGGCCUCCACCCAGUCAGCGGAGGAGGAACAAGAUAACGACGACACUGACAGCAGCUCCUACCAGAUCUCAGAGGCUCUCACCAACCACUUCUACUACAGUAACGGGGUCCUCAGGCCCAAACCGCACUCCAACGCCAUCCUGCUGCACCCCAGAGGUCAGAUCAUCUAGAGCACAGACUCUAACCAUGGACAGAGAGAAAACACGAGAUAUGUGUUUCAACCAUAUGGACCACGGUGGGAAAAACGCUAAGAUCUGACCAGAUUUAGACUCUUUCUGACCUUUGAGUUUAAAUAUUUUAGUCCAUCCUUAAAUAAUUUGAAAGUUUUGAAGCAUUUUUAGUAAAUAGGACGGUGGAGAUACCUGAAAAAAGAUGGUAAAACAGAAUAGGUGCCACUCACACACACUCAAGAUGACUGGAACUUUGGGUACGUUCAAUAAUUAGGACGUGUUUUUAUCUGUUAAUGUUUUAAAUUCACUAGUGGAGAUGUAGAUGCCCAAUCAGCUCCACUCUUCACGAACUAAACCCCGGAUCUGCUGCUUUUGGGAUCUUGGUGUCCAGGUGGAUCCCGCUACCUUCAAGUCGCUUGUUUACAUCCAAGACAAACAAUUUCUAAGAUCCAGUUCACCCACUAGUGAAGAGUUAAGUGCACUCAAGAUUUGCUGUGAAUAAGAAGCUUUUAUAUGUAAAAAAGAGGAGUUUUUAGGAGCUUCUGUAUGUUUGAGUCAAACAGCUGUUACCCAGAGGACCUGCAGGACAAAAUGUGCAAACUGGAGUUUGUUCAUGCAUAAACACAGAAAACCUGCCUCCUUACAGACCACGUCUGAACCAUGUCUGUGUUACCUGUGAACAUUCGCAAACAUGCAGAAGAGGAACUGUACAGCACCACUGUGUAUCUACAAGCCGUGUAAAUGUCUUUGUGUACAUUAUUUUAUAUCCAUUCAGUGUUUUUGUAUGACGCUCAGAAACUGGUGUGUAAAUGCUGAAAUGUUUAUUCAUAAAAAUACAGCAUCAAAACAAA